Messenger RNA from Racocetra fulgida, 136 nucleotides. Lineage: Eukaryota; Fungi; Glomeromycota; Glomeromycetes; Diversisporales; Gigasporaceae. The record is from the annotation of a GenBank genome assembly.
CUUAAAAGUUUCAGAAGAUAGAUCUACUUCAAGCUUUAGAAAGCAUCUCACUUCUCAACAUAAAAAUAAAGUACCAGAGUUGGCAACAUCAAAUACAUCACGGGGUAUUACUAUUUUAGAUAUAUUAAACAAUAAU